Messenger RNA from Pecten maximus, 641 nucleotides. RefSeq names its product D-aminoacyl-tRNA deacylase 2-like. Lineage: Eukaryota; Metazoa; Mollusca; Bivalvia; Pectinida; Pectinidae. The transcript has 3 exons. Gene Ontology annotation, biological process: tRNA metabolic process. Gene Ontology annotation, molecular function: D-tyrosyl-tRNA(Tyr) deacylase activity. The record is from RefSeq and is a predicted model, not a curated record. Bases 84 to 611 code for a protein of 175 amino acids. Gene Ontology annotation, cellular component: cytoplasm.
CGUUGCGGUAAGCGACGACCACAAAAUGAAAGUAAAAGCCGACGCAAUCUAUACGUAACGUCUUGCCAACACUGCUACAUGUGAUGGCUACAGAGUCUGCGAAUUCCAACGGUGCCGUCAAGGCUAAGCUGGUGUUACAGCAGUGUCUUUCUGCUAGACUUCAAGUACAACCUGCCACUGAGUAUGAGGAAGCGAAAUACGUUGAGAUUGGGAAAGGUAUAAUCAUAUAUGUAUGCUUCAUGAAUGGAGCCACAGAGGGAAUAGUGGAGAAAAUGGUGAAGUGUGCCCUGAACACCUGUUUGAGCCCCUCGGAAGAUCCAUCAGCUACAAAGAGAGUUUCAGUAUUGGAUCUACCUGGAGAUGUACUCAUCAUACCUCAGGCAACCCUUGGGGGAACACCUAAAGGGAAACAGAUGCAAUAUCAUAAAAACAUAGCCAAAGACGAUGGAAAAAAGUUAUACUCAUACUUUGUCUCUUUGUGUGAGGCCUCGUUACAUAUGUCAGAGAAAGCCAGAGAACAGGGAAAACAUGUUUGUGCUGGGACUUAUGGAAAUCUACAAGUAUUUCGCACAGACACAAAUGGACCUUUUACCCAUUUACUGGAAUUUUAAGAGUUCUGAAAUUAAAUUAUUAAAGUAGCC